CACUCUCACUUAAAAAUGGCGGCCUUUUCAACGGUGUCGGUCUUUGUAGUUCUGAUCAUCGCCUGUGCCGCUGGAGUACAAGCCAACGGGAUCGGAUCCACCUUUUCCGAUGAGAAUCUGAUCAGACAAGUGGUAUCCGAUGGUUUACAUGAACUUGAGACAUCAGUUCUCAAAGUAAUUGGUCAAACUCGCCAUGCUCUCACUUUUGCUCGAUUCGCUCACAGGUACGGGAAGAAAUAUGAGACUUCCGAUGAGAUUAAGCAGAGGUUUUCGAUCUUCGUGGAGAGUUUGGAGACGAUUAGAUCGCAUAACAAGAAAGGGCUAUCUUAUACUCUUGGAGUCAACGAAUUUGCUGAUAUGACAUGGGAAGAAUUCAGCAAACAGAAACUCGGAGCUGCUCAACACUGCUCUGCUACUAGAAAGGGCAAUCACAAACUCACUAAUGCUGUUCUUCCUCUCACGCAAGAUUGGAGGAAAGUAGGAAUUGUGAGCCCAGUUAAGAAUCAAGGUUCCUGUGGAUCUUGUUGGACAUUCAGCACCACUGGAGCUCUGGAGGCUGCUUAUGCCCAGGCUUAUGGGAAGUCAGUUUCUCUGUCUGAGCAACAGCUUGUAGACUGUGCCGGUGAUUUUAAUAACUUUGGGUGCAACGGUGGGUUGCCUUCCCAAGCGUAUGAGUACAUCAAAUACAACGGUGGACUUGACACUGAGGAAGCAUAUCCUUACACCGGAGAAGAUGGUGUUUGCAAAUACUCAUCAGAGAACGCUGCUGUCCGUGUCCUUGAUGCUGUUAACAUCACCAUGGGUGCUGAGGAUGAAUUAAAGCAUGCAGUAGGUGUUGUUCGUCCAGUGAGCGUGGCAUUUCAGGUGAUUUCGACCUUCAGACUUUACACCGGAGGAGUUUUCACUAGUGAUGUCUGCGGCAGUGAUCCAAUGGAUGUGAACCAUGCUGUUGUUGCUGUUGGAUAUGGUGUGGAAGAUGGUGUCCCAUAUUGGCUUAUUAAGAACUCAUGGGGUGCGGAAUGGGGUUUGAAUGGCUACUUCAAGAUGGAGAUGGGAAAAAACAUGUGUGGUGUUGCGACUUGUGCAUCCUACCCUAUUGUGGCCUAGGUGUUAUGGAAGAAAGAAAUGAAUGUAAAAAAAGGGUUUUAGGUGAUUGUAAUUAGGUCUAUGUUGUUGUUUCAUAAAUGGGUGAGUGAUCCCACGAACACAAAAACCAAGCUCUAUUUGUAAAUCUGCUUUAUCAUAUUUAUAUAAGUAUUAAGUAAUAGUAUAACUAUAUGGACCCUUUGUUAUUG
Messenger RNA from Cynara cardunculus var. scolymus (artichoke), 1295 nucleotides. Its product is annotated as thiol protease aleurain-like. The record is from RefSeq and is a predicted model, not a curated record. Gene Ontology annotation, molecular function: cysteine-type endopeptidase activity. NCBI's taxonomy places the organism in Eukaryota, Viridiplantae, Streptophyta, Magnoliopsida, Asterales, Asteraceae. The transcript has 8 exons. Gene Ontology annotation, cellular component: lysosome. Bases 16 to 1107 code for a protein of 363 amino acids. Gene Ontology annotation, biological process: immune response.